Messenger RNA from Ciona intestinalis (vase tunicate), 1786 nucleotides. NCBI's taxonomy places the organism in Eukaryota, Metazoa, Chordata, Ascidiacea, Phlebobranchia, Cionidae. The record is from RefSeq and is a predicted model, not a curated record.
ACACAUCUAUAAAUAACAAUAAUGAUAUUAAUAAUUAAUACACUUUCACCUUGAAGUGUGGUAACAUGAGAUAACCAUAUUUUAUUUCCCUUGUGUCAACAUGACGCACUAUUGUCAUUGGAGUGUAUUCCACCUUCUUUUCUGUAUUGCGGUUUUAAGCAUGGAUUCAGUUAUAACCAAGUGCUUAAGCCAGGUAACUUCAGAAGCUAAGCUGCCACAGCAGUCUUGGGAGGAAAACAUAAGUGGAGAUCAAGGCCCUGAAAAUUCACUCUUUCCUGGAUAUGUAUAUAGGACAGUGCUGGGUCAGAAUAUUUACCAAUGUGUAUUAUCAUGUCAUAAAGAUGACAGGUGCAAAUCUUUCAACCAUUAUUCGAGUCAAAAUAUUUGUGAAAUAAACAGCAAUGAUCGUAUUACACAGCAAUCUCAACAAGCUGAUUCUUCUAUAUUAGAGUGGUAUGAAGUAGAUGGACUAUGGGUUACUGCAGUUAAUGGACUUGUACCAACCACUGGGGCAAAGUAUUACUCUAGAAAUGCAUUUCGAUACUUAAAGGAGUUCAAAAAUGAGCCCUGUGCAAGUUCUCCAUGCAAACAAGAGGAUUUGUGUUCACCUUCAUUCAAUAAUUCAUUUAAAACAGCCCUCUGUCAAAGAUACAUUUUCUCACCUCAAAUUUACAAAAGUUACUACAUGCCUUCAAACUGGGUCAGUUGGGGAGAAUGUUCAGAGGUUUGUGGUGGUGGAAGCCAAGUAAGAACUAGAUUGUGGCCAGCUAAGUUUUCCUGGAUGGUGGGAGAAGUCACCAACAAGAGAUUGUGCAACCAGCAUGUCUGUCCCAUUUGGGCAGAAUGGAAUGCAUGGAGCAAAUGUGAAUCCGUAAAAAAUUGUGGAAGUGGAAAACAGAAUCGGACACGAAAUUGUUUGCUUGAAUCACCACUGAGAAAUCUUACAUGCACAGGAAGUUCAAAUGAUGAAACAGAUUGUCGACAAAAUUCUUGUGACGCACCAGUAGGGCUUUCAUAUAAGACCCAAGGAUUUGUUUACUUGUAUGACGACAGUGAUCCAUUUAAUCCAAAGUGGAGGCCAGUCUGUCUGGGUAAUAACACCACGAGUUUCGAAAAUGAAAGAUUAGAAGCACAUGCACAACUAGUUGUGUGCAAACAGAUUGGAAUGUAUGUAGAUGACCCUACAACUGUGAUCAACAAACGGUAUCAACAAAACUCUUUCUCAUUUAAAUCUUGCAAUUUAAACACAAAUUACUUGAUGGAAUGUGAACCAGCACCGUUAGAACCAAACACCGCAUGCAGUCAGCUACAUGCUGUAUGUAGUGAUGUGAAGAUAAGACAUUAUGUGAAGCCACCGACAGAAAUAACAUGGAAUCUCGUACAAGAUUACUGUGAAAUUAAAGGCAGAAAAAUGUGUUCUUUUAGUGAAAUAUUUCCAAAUGCACCGGCCAACUAUGAUGUAGUAAUUACAGGGAUAAUUAGUGGAAACCAUUGGGUACCAAUCAGAGACCAAUACAAUGAGUGGGCAUUAGUUGGAAACUGGUAUCAUCGAACGGGCUGGAUUUUCAGUAAACAUUUUGGUAGGCAGCCCACCUGGGGUGAAUACCCAACGUACAACUCUAGAAAAAGCAACUAUUUCUGCUGUGGUUAAAAAAGUCUGGAGAACAUUUCGUAAUGAAUGUAUUUGUAACAUACAUUUAAUAUUAGGCUGUAUAACAGUGUCUAACUUAACCAGGCUUUAAAAUGUUUACUUACAAAAGUGAAUGGGUUGAUAUUACGUCAGCGA